ACAUAUGUAUGUAUUACCGUCACACAGUUGCACAAGCAGACGUCACGCCACACGAAUUGCGUCCGUCAAUUCCUACGUACGUAAGACAACGUUGGCAACGUCGCGACGCAGUCAGCAAUCGCUAUGAUACAGACGCAACGUGCGUCGAGCGAUUAAUACGGACGUUGCCGCAUUCUUUGUGUUUCUAUGAGACUGGUCACACGAACGGCGAGUUAACAUAUAUUAACCGUUAUAAUAAAUUAUGGACAUCGAGGUACUGAUAUCCGAAGUUGAGAAACAUCCCGUUUUAUGGGAUAUUUCCAAUCUCGAAUACAAAGACAAAUUGAAAAGAAACGAAGCGUGGUUGCGUGUGGCGAGUAUUGUAACCCCCAAUUUUAUGCAAAAGACGGAAACUGAUAAGAAGAUCAUUGUGCAGGAGGUAACUUCUAAAUGGAGAAGCGUACGCGAUAAUUAUAUUCGUACUUUAAGAAAAAGAAACGGAAAUAAUAAGUCAGGCUCUGGUGCAAAAAAAAAGAUACGAUAUGUUUAUGAAGAACAAUUAGGAUUUUUGAAAAAAUGUCGGCAGCCACAAGAUACCAGUAGUAGCACGGAGGUAGAGAAGAAUGACCCAAUAAGUACAGAUUCAGGGACCAACAUUAGUAAUGGAUUUGAAUCAAUUUUUAAUAAUGAAGAAACGAAUAAUGAGUUCAGAUACUCUCCACGAGAAAAAACAAAAAGAAUUCAUGCAGAAGAGGAGGCGGCUAAUUUUUCGGAAUAUAAGAAAAAUACAAACGGCGACGACGACGACAUGGCAUUUUAUAAAUCAACAUUACCGCUAAUUAAGUCCUUUAAUUUAGAGCAAAAAAUGCAAUACAGAAUGCAAGUCAUGCAAUUAAUUCAGAAUAUUAGAAGUUCAUCUGUUCAACGCACACUAUCAAAAUAUAAUACGUAGCACAUGAAAUUGUCCGGAUGCAGCCAGUACUUUCAUGUCUUGACUUAUAUUUUCUUUUGAAUGUUUAACGUAAACGAGCGUAAACGAAAAUCGAGAAUUCUACAGUGUUAAUUUUGGUCACAUGAAUAUCUUUCUCAGCGUAUUGAUGAGAGAAAAUUACAGAGAGCCAAAGCAACGCUCGUGUGAGUACAGUUCUAACGUCCGUCAAAAUUGACGUCCGUUAUAACGCUCGUGUUUCCCCAGCUUUAUUUUACAAAAUAUCGAAGUAAUUGUUAAUAAAAUUAGCUUUUCUAGUUACCUCUUUAUACCAAAUUAUCCUUUAAAUCCUGUUAACCAUAAGUUAACUAUGUAUAUAUGUAUAUAUAGCGUGAGACCGGCUGGUUGGUACAACUAGAUAAACCUAUGUGAGAAGAUAACUUGGAAAUAUAGAAUAAAACUUUUUUAUAUGAAAAAAAAAAUUGAGUUUGAAAAUUUGCCAAGCAUAGUUAAACUUGGCUAAGUAUCAAUUAGGCACGAGUAAACAAUUAACAAGAGGUCAUUAGACAUGCAAAAAUAAGUCAAACACGUAAAAUAAAAAUUUUUUUCUAUUCAAGACAGUCUUCAAAAAAAUAAAAUUUUCAAACUCGAUUUUCUUGAAAAAUAUGAUUCGUCAAUUUCUGUAACAAGAUGUCAUGUGAUUGUUCAAAUCAAUGCAACGUAAAUGUAUUACGGUUUUAAAAAAUAAAAAAAUUAUACAUGAGAUAUUAAAAUAAAAUAAAAGAUAUCAAGAUUA
Molecule: messenger RNA, 1703 nt
Organism: Bombus impatiens (common eastern bumble bee)
Lineage: Eukaryota; Metazoa; Arthropoda; Insecta; Hymenoptera; Apidae
Exons: 3
Coding region: 242-931 (229 amino acids)
Biological process (GO): regulation of transcription by RNA polymerase II
Cellular component (GO): transcription regulator complex; nucleus
Molecular function (GO): DNA binding
Source: RefSeq, a predicted model, not a curated record